Messenger RNA from Emiliania huxleyi CCMP1516, 460 nucleotides. RefSeq lists its product as hypothetical. The annotation marks the transcript as partial. The record is from RefSeq and is a predicted model, not a curated record. NCBI's taxonomy places the organism in Eukaryota, Haptophyta, Isochrysidales, Noelaerhabdaceae. Gene Ontology annotation, molecular function: protein binding. The transcript has a single exon.
GACACAUGUCGCAGCCCAGCAAGAAGCAGCGCGUGGGCAGCAGCAGCGCGUGGUCGCCUUCCUCACUCGACGAAGCCCUUGACGCGCUGGAAGCCUCCUCCGAUUUUGUCUCCAAGCUCAACAUCCAAACGUCCAUCACCCGUGCGCAGGCCGAGCGGUUCUCCACAAUUUAUGGCAAUCUGCGCAAAAAGUACACGGCCAUUGUGGCACUCGAAGCGCGCAUGCGAAAACUGCGUGAGGCCAUCCUGCCGGACGAGGUCGUUCUGCCGCUAGACCUCCUCGUGCACUCCUUCUGCUUCCUCCGCCCCAAUGACCUCGCCCGCUCGGCCGAGGUGUGCAAGUACUUCAAGGCGGCGGCCGAGCGGGCGGUGCACGAGCGCGGCGUGCGCAUCGGCCUGGAGGGAUUCAGCCUGUCGAGCCUCACAACGCAGGAGCUGAUUGAAUUCGAGAGCAACGCCAC